Molecule: messenger RNA, 3195 nt
Organism: Cuscuta europaea
Lineage: Eukaryota; Viridiplantae; Streptophyta; Magnoliopsida; Solanales; Convolvulaceae
Source: the annotation of a GenBank genome assembly
CGGGUUUCGGGUUGACCCAGCCAGGUUGAGUUUGGUUUUUGGUGCGCUACGUACUAGGAGUUGAGUUUGGUGGAGGCCGUGGAGCUACCCUGUAAUCUUCUAUGACUGAGUUCAAAUUUGGGAGAGGACAGAUUGGUUCAUGAAAAAGAGGGUGCGCCUAAUAAGAAUUGCGGUGCGCGAAGGAGGCUCGUUUAUUUUCACAGUAUCAUGUGCUGAUGUGCAGUAAGCCACAAAUUCUUACCGUGGUUGGAUCUAGCUAGUCAUUAUUGAUAUUUUGCCAAUGAAUGUAUUGGAUUCAUGUUAUGAAUGAAUAAUAACUAAUCUUGAAUGAUGAGUUUAAUAACAAAUGUAGACCUUAAAUCCACCUUUGCCAUAAAGAUGAUCAGCAGACAUGGAUUUAGACUAGUGAGAAGCUUCCAUUCUCUCCUCAGCACAUCAACUGAUCACCAGCACCCCCUCCUCGCUUCCUGCAAAGACCUCAAUUCUCUCCUUCAAGUUCAUGCCCACUUCAUCACCUCAGCCCUCGAGAUCAAUUACAGCACCAAAUCGCACCUCAUAAACCUCUACGCUUCAUUCGGGAGAUCCAAUUUGUCCCGGUUAGUUUUUGACUCUGUGCAAAAUGCUCCCGGGAUUUUAUGGAAUUCAAUGAUCAGAGCAUACAACACAACCAGCCAGUAUCCAGAAGCUAUCCAGCUGUUCGAUUUAAUGAUAGAGAGUGGAUUUCAGCCAGACAAGUAUACGUUCACAUUUGCGCUGAAAGCUUGCACUGAGAUGCUGGACUUGGAAAGGGGACUUCGUAUUCAUAAUGAUAUAUCUAGGAGGAAUCUUGAAUGUGAUGUUUUUAUUGGAACUGGACUUGUUACACUCUAUUGCAAAACGAGCGAUUUAAAGAGUGCCAGGAAAGUGUUUGAUGAAAUGCCCAAAAAGGAUGUUGUUGCUUGGAAUGCAAUGAUUUCAGGGCUUUCUCAUAGUUCAGAGCCCUCCCAUGCGUUAGAUUUUUUCAGGUACAUGCAGUUUAGUUGUAGAGUUGAGCCUAAUUCGGUGAGCUUAUUGAACUUGUUUCCAGCAGUUUGCAGGUUAAAGGAUUUGAAGAUUUGCAAGCCCAUUCAUGCAUUUGCUUAUAGGAGGGAAUGUCCCAUUUCUGUCUAUAAUGGGUUAAUUGAUACAUACUCAAAAUGCGGAUACUGCAGUGUAGCUCAUCAAAUUUUUAUUCAGAUGAGAGUGAAAGAUGAUGUUUCAUGGGGUACAAUAAUGGCUGGUCAUGCAUAUACUGGAAACUUUCAUGAAGUUCUAAACUUGUUUGGUUACAUGCAAACAGAAAAUGUGAAAAUCAACAAGGUGUCUGCUGUAAGUGCGCUAUUAGGAGCGGGUGAGAUGCAGGAUCUUGAUAAAGGUAAGGAGAUUCAUGAUUACAUAAUCCAAGAGAGGAUGGACUCAGACGUUAUGGUUGCAACUUCUCUUAUGACGAUGUAUGCAAAGUGUGGAGAAUUGGAGAAGACUAAAGAACUGUUUGGGGACAUACACGAAAGGGAUUUAAUUGCCUGGUCUGCGGUCAUAUCAGCAUUCGCCCAGUCCGGACAUCCAAAUGAAGCACUCUCAGUGUUUCGAGACAUGCAACACGAGAACUUACCUCCCAAUAAUGUGACCCUAGUAAGCGUUUUACCCGCUUGUGGCGAGCUAAUGUCCAAAUUAACAGGUAAAUCCAUUCACUGCUAUGCUGUUAAAACAGAUACUGAUUAUGAUCUUUCAACCGGAACUGCUUUGGUAUCAAUGUAUGCCAAGUGUCUUUUAUUUCCUUAUGCUCUUGGUGUCUUUAAUAAGAUGCCCUAUAAAGAGGUGGUGACAUGGAAUGCUUUGAUAAAUGGAUACUCACAGGCCAGUAGGUCCCACGAUGCACUUGAGAUGUUUCUGAUGAUGAGGUUAUCCAGGCUACAACCAGAUCCUGGAACCAUGGUGGGCGUCCUCCCUGCUUGCACUGUUCUGAGUGACAUCCAUCACGGAACUUACAUCCACGGUCAAGUUAUCAAAUACGGGCAUGGGUCGGACCGCCAUGUGGCGAACGCUCUCAUUGACUUCUAUUCCAAAUGUGGGGAACUCCCAUCUUCUGAAUUCCUGUUUAACAAUUCCUCUUUCCAUAAAGACGAAAUCUCAUGGAAUACCAUGAUUACUGGGUAUGUUCAGAACGAAUGUGCCAAGGAAGCAAUAUCUACCUUCUCUGACAUGAUGAGACUAUCGCCUUUCCAGCCUAACAGUGUCACCAUUGCUACCAUCUUGCCAGCUGUCUCGUCUCUCACAUUGCUAAAAGAAGGAAUGGGGAUACACACGUACAUUAUCAAGAAAGGGUUUUUAUCCAAUACCCUUGUCAUAAAUAGCAUGAUCGACAUGUACGGAAAAUGUGGGCGACUCGACAUGUCUGACCUGUUAUUCCACGAAAUGAAGAAUCGGGACACAGUUUCUUGGAACGUGAUGCUUGCCGCGUGUUCCGUGAACGGAAGCGCCGAAUUAGCUCUCUCGGUCUUCUCGCGCAUGGAAGAGGAGAAUGAAAUACAUAUCGAUUCUCUUUCCUUCAUUAGUAUAUUGUCUGCGUGCAGGCACGCAGGCAUGGUAGAGGAAGGCAGGAACAUGUUCUGGAACGUUAUGCAGAAGAAAUACCAACUCAGCCCAUGUGUGCAGCACUACGCGUGCAUGGUAGACUUGCUGGGCCGUGCCGGGUUGUUUGAUGAGACCAUGGAUUUGAUUAACAAUGAAAUGCCUAUGGAACCCGAUGGUGCUGUUUGGGGAGCGCUGCUUGGUGCAUCUAGAAUGCAUUUUAAUGUUGAGUUAGCCGAGCUGGCAUUAAAGAAUCUCACGAAUCGUGAAGCAGGAAAUCCGGCUCAUUAUGUGGAGCUGUCAAAUAUAUACUCACAAUCAGGCAGGUGGGAUGAUGCGGGGAAAGCAAGAGGUAGGAUGCAUUUCACUGGGUUGAAGAAGUCUCCAGGGUGUAGUUGGGUGGAAGAAGGGAUUAUGAGUUGCUUGUAACUGUGAAAGAUGUAUAUAGAUGUGGGCUAUAGAUAUUUAUACGGAGUAUUAGUUUCAAGAUUAUGUGUAUGCUUGUAUUGUUAUGGGUAGGUUUGUAAAUAGGCGGUAAGACUAGUGUGCUCAAUGGAUGCUUGCCAAAAAUCUCUGUUUUGUGAAUCUUUCUCGUAUUAGUGCGCC